AUGCAUCGACGACCUUGGCCAGCCCAUCCCGUCCUUGCUCGCCCGGGCAUACGGUCUGCCCUUCAUCCUCGGCUAUGUCACCAGCUACAUGCUCGUGGCUCUUGGCAUCUUCAACGUGAUCCUCGCAGUUUAUGUGGACAUCACCAUGAAAGCUGCAAAGGAAAGCGAGGCCGUCACCGCGGAACAGCACUUCCACGAAUCGAUACGGGUCGCGCGGACCACACGGGAGUUGUUGAAGAAAUUCGCGGCAGCCUACCGCCUCUUCCACGAAAUGGAGGAUGA
This is a messenger RNA of Symbiodinium sp. CCMP2592, 282 nucleotides long. Lineage: Eukaryota; Dinophyceae; Suessiales; Symbiodiniaceae. The record is from the annotation of a GenBank genome assembly.